Messenger RNA from Symbiodinium sp. CCMP2592, 1413 nucleotides. Lineage: Eukaryota; Dinophyceae; Suessiales; Symbiodiniaceae. The record is from the annotation of a GenBank genome assembly.
AUGAAGCGAGCUGCUUGGCUGCUGGCUUUACUCUCUGGAGGAGGUGCUGAGCAGCUCGUGGAGUUCCACGGCCGCGAUGGAGAGCGCGAGCUGCUCACUGUGACAUCCGAUCGACCAGAGCGGCUCUGCCUGCGAGCCUUCGAGCAGCCUCCCUUCUACGCCUGGCCAGUGAUGCAGGUGUACCUGGGGAUACAGCUGAAGGUGAUCGAGGAAUCAAGCGGGUCUGGAAGUAAUUUCUUCGCUUGGCUUUUCCCCGGGCAGACAUCGAGACUUCAGCUCGACGUGCAGACGCAGUCUCCUGGGCUCCUCUGUCGCAUUGUCGGACCUUGGAUUCGGCCAUUGCUGCCGGGGGUUUGCAAGGAUUGCAGCUCAAGGUGUCCGGCAAGACUGCACCGUCGGGGUGAACAGUUGGCGGUCUUCUUGCCUCCAACGGGUGGCUGUGUUUACAUUCGCAAGGUGCCAGCAGACGUUGAGCGACUUCGCGUCGCAUGGCAUUGGCAUUUGGACUUGUCGGUCUUCGUUUUCCUCAUGGCCGGCCUCACCCUUGUGGUUGCAUGGAGGCCAUUGUCUGAGAGUUCUGUUUUCCAUGCCGGACUGGGAGGACUUGGAUCUUUGGUGUUGAUUGGCACCAUGGUGUCCUUCUGGAUUGUCAAAAGUGCGCGUGGCACUCUUCACGGAACGAUACCUUUCGGCCGUUGGUUGACGACCCUAGCGGCUGCAGUGUUUGCGUUCAUUCCGGCCGCCCGAAACGUAAUCCUUGCAUGGGGCUGGCGAUGGCUCCCUGCCCCCGAUUGGCACAUGUGGCUCAGCAUGCGAGAUCCUUUCUUUGAGCUGCCGGUCGGUUGGCUCGUAUUCGGGCUGGUGAUCUUGAUCUGCUUGGUAUUGGUGCACCUAGGCGCCAGCCUGGCGAUACGAUACUUUGCAUCGGCGCCGGAGCCGCAAGGUGAAGUGGAGUUUCUUAUUGGGAGCGACGGCCGCCGAGUCGACCUUUUGCCCCCAGUUCCAGUUUCGCAGAGGAUUCUCGGCUGGACCAUUUGGCUCUUUGGGCUCGGACUUCUGCUUUCAGGCACUCAUUCCGAUGUCUGCUCAGCCAUGCUCGUCGUGGCAGUGCUGUUGAAGGAUCAUGUGAUACACCUCGUGUGCUUGGCGAAGAUGUGGAGAGAAGCUGAAGUUCAGCCGAAGGACUUGCAUGACCUCAUGUCUGCCAAUCAGAUGCACGCAGAGGCAAGCGCCGCAACCACACAGGCGCUGGCGCAGCUACAGAGAUAUCUCAAGGAGCACCCGACUGUCGUGCAGAAAGUCCGGGAGGACACGGAGUUGACUCUCCGGCGCUUCUCCGUGGACGGGAGUCUUCCGCGACAACCUGAGGUCCCUGUCACUGCGACAUCCCGGUCGUCGUGUUGCUUGCAGUGA